Molecule: messenger RNA, 1963 nt
Organism: Chanos chanos (milkfish)
Lineage: Eukaryota; Metazoa; Chordata; Actinopteri; Gonorynchiformes; Chanidae
Product: long-chain fatty acid transport protein 6
Exons: 10
Coding region: 1-1857 (618 amino acids)
Biological process (GO): long-chain fatty acid metabolic process; long-chain fatty acid import into cell
Cellular component (GO): plasma membrane; endoplasmic reticulum membrane
Molecular function (GO): long-chain fatty acid transmembrane transporter activity; long-chain fatty acid-CoA ligase activity
Source: RefSeq, a predicted model, not a curated record
AUGAUAACUUUGCUGUUUACAACGAGUGCAGCAGGGCUUCUCGCCCUUCUGAUCUUUCAAAGGAUAUUUUACCCUUACUUUUGGGAUGACUUGAUUUAUUACUUAAAGCUUAAAAGAGUCGGAAAGACGAUGAUGGCGAGGAUGAAAAGUGGGGUCACCACCUACCUCGACUGCUUUGUUCACCAGGCUAAGAGAACUCCUGAGAAGCCGUUCGUUUUAUUUGAGGAUCAAGUUCUUUCUUACCAAGAUGUGGAUAUAAGGAGCAACAAAUUUGCUAAUGUUUUCAGAGCUGAGGGAAGUUUGAAAGAGGGAGACAUUGUUGCACUCAUGAUGAGCAAUGAACCUGAUUUCAUUUGUGUUUGGUUUGGACUGUGCAAACUAGGCUGUGAAGUCGCGUUUCUCAACUUUAACAUAAAGUCCAAGUCGCUGCUGCAUUGUUUACAAAGUUGUGGAGCUAAAACGCUCGUCGUAGGCUCAGAACAAGUCAAAUCUUUGGAUGAGGUGCUGCAAACUCUCGCGAAUGAUGGAAUUGACAUGUGGGUGAUGGAUGUAGGCUCCCCAUAUCAAGAGAUUAGAUCACUCCUCGACAAGGUGGAGCUUGUCUCAGGGGAAACGUUGCCUAUAGCUCCUCAGACUAACCUCAUGUCCAACUUCCUGUUUAUCUUCACGUCAGGCACUACAGGACUACCCAAGGCAGCUCGCAUCAGUCAUAUCAAAGCUGUAAUGUGUAUGGCCUACUUACGCAUGUGUGGAGCCACUGCCAGCGACAACAUCUACAUCACAUUACCUCUCUAUCACAUGUCGGCCUCACUUCUGGGCAUUGGUGGAUGCAUUGAACUGGGGGCCACUUGUGUUUUGAGAAGGAAAUUCUCUGCAAGCCAGUUCUGGAGAGACUGCAAGAAGUACAACGUAACAGUGUUCCAGUAUAUAGGGGAACUCUGCCGAUACCUAAUCAACCAACCUAAGACUGCAGAGGAGACAGAUCACAAAGUGCGCAUUGCUGCAGGGAGUGGCCUAAGGGCAGAUGUCUGGAAGGAGUUUGCCCAGCGCUUUGGGAAAAUAAGGAUUUGUGAAUCCUAUGGGUUAACUGAGACCAGCAUUGGCUUUGUAAAUUACACCAACGAAAUUGGACCUGUUGGCAGAGCCAGCUAUUUCAACAAGCUUAGCUUACCCUUUGAAUUGUUGAAAUGUGAUCCACAAACCUAUGAGCCAGUCCGAACAGAGACUGGACAAUGUGUGAAGGUGAAAAAAGGGGAGACUGGCCUAUUGGUGGCCCCAGUGUCAUUCACCAACCCAUUCCUGGGUUAUGCAGGAAAUAAAGAGAUGUCAGAGAAGAAGUUGCUGCGAAAUGUUUUCAAGGAUGGUGAUGUGUAUUUCAACACUGGAGACCUGAUGCUCCAGGACCACCGUGACUUUGUCUAUUUUAGAGACAGGGUUGGAGACACCUUCAGGUGGAAAGGAGAGAAUGUGUCCACCACGGAAGUAUCUGAGAUAUUAGGAAGUCUGGAUUUCUUGCAGGAAGUGAAUGUCUAUGGUGUAGCUGUGCCAGGAUAUGAAGGAAGAGCAGGAAUGGCAGCAGUCGUGUUGAAGUCUGACCAUGACUUAGAUGGAGGGAGGUUUUACAACCAUGUAGUAAAGAAUCUUCCUUCAUACGCCUGGCCAUUGUUUUUAAGAGUGCAGACACACUUAGAUAUUACUGAGACCUUCAAACAGCAGAAAGGAACUCUGGUGCAGCAAGGCUUCUGCCCCAAAACCAUCCAGGAGCCGCUCUACUUCCUUGACACAUCUCAGAAGAACUACAUUUCCCUCUCUCAGUCUGUAUAUGAUGACAUUGCCUCUGGCAAGAUAAGACUUUAAGUACAUUAUGAGAAACUUUCCAAGAAUGCAUUUCUGGGCACAGAAUCAGAUCAGUGCCAGACAACUCCAGUCAUACUGGUUGUUUACAGAAUAUCAUUGUACACUC